CAAUGGGCGUGUUGGCUUAGCGCCGAGAAGAAGCGACACUUCGACGUUGACUGAGGCACAAGUCCAGGGUUUUUCCCAACUAAUUGUUGCCACAUCACUUGAGAGGUAUCAAAGAGGUAAAAAUGACUGGAAGAGCAAGAGCUCGUUCAAGGGGAAGAACCCGUACCUAUGAAGUUCAGCCUACUGAAGCUCCUGGAGUGGCACCACUGGCACCUGGAGCUGCAGCCACUGUGCCUCCUGCAGAAAUUGAGCAACUUGGCCGAGGGAGACAGAAAAGGCCCACUGGGGCAGCUGUACCUGAAGGAGGAAUAAGUCAAAUUUCUGCUGGUUUUCAACAAAUGACCAUUGGGGAGAGAGGUGGAAGACGGAGAGAUUUCCAUGAUGUAGGAGUUAAUACUAGACAAGCUAUUGGACAUGUCCAGGAAUCAAAGAUGGGUGUUUCUGGUUCCCCAAUUGAACUGAGAGCAAACUAUUUUCGCAUCCUUUCUCGGCCUCAGUGGGUGUUGUAUCAGUAUCAUAUUGAUUAUAAUCCUCCAAUGGAGUCUCGCCGUCUCAGGUCUGCUCUUCUCUUAAAAAAUGAGGAUCUGCUUGGAACAACUCGGACUUUUGAUGGAAGCAUUUUGUUUCUUCCGCACAGACUACCCAAUACCGUUACAGAGUUUGUUUCUGAAACACGGGAUGGUCAGACUGUGAAAAUAACUGUAACCCUGACUAAUGAACUGCCACCAACCUCUCCUGUCUGUCUGCAGUUCUACAACAUUAUCUUCCGAAGAGUUUUGAGAAUUCUGAAUAUGCAGCAAAUUGGACGGCAUUACUACGAUCCCAAUGAUCCUAAGAACAUUCCUCAGCACAGGCUUAUGGUUUGGCCAGGAUUUUCAACUUCUAUUCUCCGAUACGAGUCCAGCAUCUUGCUUUCUUUAGAUGUGAGUCAUAAGGUCCUUCGUAGCGAAACUGUGCUAAACUUAAUGUACCAGUUAAGACAGCAGUGUGGAGAAGGGAAAUUUGAAGAUGUGUGCACCAAGGAACUGGUUGGCUUAAUUGUGCUAACUAGAUACAACAACAAAACCUACAGGAUUGAUGGGAUUGCCUGGGAUCAGACUCCAAAUAAUACUUUUUCAAAAAAUGAUACCAACAUUUCUUUUAAGAAUUAUUACAAAACGCAAUACAGUUUGGAUAUAACUGACAACAAUCAAGUGCUGCUAAUUAGCCGUGUCAAGAAAAGUGGCCCUGGUGGACGUCCAUUAGGCCCUGCUUUGCUAAUCCCAGAGUUCUGUUAUCUUACAGGUCUUACAGAUAAAAUGCGCAGUGAUUUCACUAUCAUGAAGGAUCUCUCUGCACACACAAGGUUGACUCCAGAACAGAGAGAACAGCGCUUGCUUGGGUUCAUUUCUAAUAUGCACAAAGAUUCUGCUGCCAAAGCAGAAAUGGCAAACUGGGGCUUGCAGUUUGACAGCAAACUUCUAUCAUUGAAAGGAAGAGUUCUUCCACCAGAAAAGAUCUCUCAAGGGGGGAAGAUUUAUGAAUAUAGUCCGUGGGUAGCAGACUGGACAAAGGAAAUGAGAGGUGUGCAGCUGAUGAGCACCCAACCAUUGGAAAACUGGAUGAUUCUGUUCAUUCGCCGUAACAGUGACUGUGCAUACUCUCUAGUUCAGUUUCUUGGUAAAGUAUGCAGUCCCUUGGGUAUCAGAAUACAGAAACCUAUCAUGAUCGAGGUUGAGGACCGACAUGAUUCCUUGAUGAGAGCGUUGCAGCAGAAUGUUACUUCAAACACCCAAAUGGUGGUUUGCAUUCUUCCCAGCAAUCGUAAGGAUAAGUAUGAUGCAGUUAAGAAGUUUCUUUGUGUGGACCGUCCAACACCAAGUCAGUGUGUAGUAGCACGGACUUUGAGUAAGCCGCAAGCAAUGAUGACAGUCGCAACAAAAAUUGCCCUGCAGAUGAAUUGUAAAAUGGGUGGAGAAUUGUGGAGUGUUGAAAUACCGCUGAAACAGCUUAUGAUUGUUGGCAUUGACUGCUACCAUGAUACCUCUGCUGGACGAAGAUCAAUUGCUGGAUUGGUGGCAAGUCUGAAUCAAGGCAUGACAAGAUGGUUUUCCAAAUGUACAAUACAAAGACCAGGACAGGAAAUUGUGGAUGGGUUGAAAUAUUCGCUACAGGUUGCUUUGAAAGCCUGGUAUCGGCACAACAGUUGUUUACCUUCACGUAUAAUUGUCUAUCGAGAUGGAGUUGGAGAUGGACAGCUUCAAGGUGUUGUCAGUUAUGAAGUGCCUCAGUUUCUUGAUUGCAUAAAAACACUUGGAGAGGAUUACAAUCCCAAACUCUCGGUGGUUGUUGUAAAGAAGCGUAUUGGUGCAAGAUUUUUUGCAAAAAUUGAUGGAAAACUGAGUAAUCCACCUCCAGGAACAGUGGUUGAUAAUGAAGUGACAAGACCAGAAUGGUAUGACUUCUAUGUGAUCAGCCAGGCAGUCCGCAUUGGCAGUGUGUCUCCUACUCACUACAAUGUUGUGUACGACACUAGUGGUUUGAAGCCUGAUUACAUGCAGCGCCUCACACACAAGCUCUGCCAUAUGUACUACAAUUGGUCGGGAAUCAUCGCAGUGCCAGCACCUUGCCAGUAUGCACAUAAACUCGCCUUCCUGAUUGGGCAAAGCAUCCACCGAGAGCCCAGUCCCAAUAUGGAUGAAUUGCUUUAUUAUUUAUAAAAUAUCAGGUCACAUUCUGAGGUUGUCUGCUUUGUGCUAAUGGAGAGGUUGGUUUGUUACGUGUUAAAUUAUUUUUGAGUUAAGUAAAUUUAAAGAAAGUUUGGGGGAAAAUUUUGAAUUAAGAUGCUGUCAUUGUUUAGUUUUGUAUUUUCUUUAAAGUUCAAAUUAAAACACAUUUCAGUUGAAGCUUGAUCGUGAAUUUUCUUCUUUUUAGCAAGUUAAUAAAUAUUGAGUUUAAAGAUGAUGAUGCAUGGGCAUGUUGUCUGCUUUGUGCCUGUGUAGAUGUAGAUCUGUGUUUAUAAUUAUUUUUGAGUUAAGCAGAUUUAAAGAAAUUUUGGAGGAAGACAAAAAUGGAAG
Messenger RNA from Polypterus senegalus (gray bichir), 3056 nucleotides. It is a transcript of the gene piwil1, whose product is annotated as piwi-like RNA-mediated gene silencing 1. Bases 123 to 2699 code for a protein of 858 amino acids. The record is from RefSeq and is a predicted model, not a curated record. The transcript has 22 exons. Gene Ontology annotation, molecular function: protein binding; piRNA binding. NCBI's taxonomy places the organism in Eukaryota, Metazoa, Chordata, Cladistia, Polypteriformes, Polypteridae. Gene Ontology annotation, cellular component: P granule. Gene Ontology annotation, biological process: regulatory ncRNA-mediated gene silencing.